Messenger RNA from Drosophila guanche, 1699 nucleotides. It is a transcript of the gene Dip-C, whose product is annotated as xaa-Pro dipeptidase. The transcript has a single exon. Gene Ontology annotation, molecular function: manganese ion binding; metalloaminopeptidase activity. Lineage: Eukaryota; Metazoa; Arthropoda; Insecta; Diptera; Drosophilidae. The coding region runs from base 133 to 1593 and encodes 486 amino acids. The record is from RefSeq and is a predicted model, not a curated record.
AGUGAUAAACAUUUAAUUUACAGCGGCUAUUGUUCAGUUGACAGAUAUUGCUAAUCGCCUUGGGGUGGGUAGAAAAGCCCAUUGCAGCCAUACAGUUAUUACACUUUCGUAUUCCAAACUCGUCGCAUCAACAUGGCAGCCUUUCAAAUGGGAUCGGGCUACGCAGUGCCCAUGACCCUGUUUAAGAACAAUAGAGAUCGCGUUUGCAAAGCUCUGUUGCAGCAGCUUCAGAAUAACCUCAAGUUUGAUUCGGGCAACCUGCUUGUGCUGCUGGAGGGUGGCAAGGAUAAGAGUUUCUACAACACCGACGUGGACUAUGUGUUUCGCCAGGAGUCAUACUUCCGGUAUCUGUUUGGAGCCAAGGAGCCCGGCUGCUACGGCAUCCUCACUAUCAACGUACGGACUGGGGGCGUCGCCAGUGUGCUCUUUGUACCGCGCCUACCCGAGGAGUACAGUACUUGGAUGGGCGAGCUGCUUUCACCAGCUGAAUUUAAGGCCAUGUACGAAGUGGAUGAGGUUUACUAUCUGGAUGAACUCACGGACUAUCUGGAGAAGGCAGCGCCCAAGCUGAUACUCACGCUCAGUGGCACCAACAGCGAUAGCGGCCUCACCAUGCAGCCGCCCGAGUUCGAUGGCAAGGAAAAGUAUGUGACAGACUGCGACCUACUCUAUCCCAUAUUGUCCGAAUGCCGAGUCAUCAAGUCUGCCGAGGAGAUCGAAGUUCUGCGCUAUGUGGCCAAGGUCUCGUCGGAUGCACACAUUAGGGUCAUGAAGUUUAUACGUCCUGGCAAGAUGGAGUUCGAGGGGGAGUCACUGUUCCUCCAUCACGCCUAUUCCGUGGGCGGUUGCCGUCAUGCCUCCUACACAUGCAUCUGCGGCAGUGGCACCAAUUCGUCAAUUCUGCAUUAUGGCCAUGCCGGCGCACCCAACAGCCGACCCAUUCAGGAUGGUGAAAUGUGUUUGUUUGACAUGGGAGCCAACUAUUGCGGCUAUGCGGCAGACAUAACCUGCACUUUCCCGGCCAACGGCAAGUUCACGGAUGACCAGAAGUUCAUUUACAACGCUGUGCUGGAUGCUCGCAACGCGGUGGCCGCGACAGCACGCGAUGGCGUGUCGUGGGUGGACAUGCACAAACUGGCGGGCAAGGUAUUGCUGCAACGUCUCAAGGCGGGUGGCAUGCUUCAGGGCGAUGUCGAUGAAAUGCUCGAAGCUGGACUCUCGGCUGUCUUUCAGCCGCACGGCCUGGGUCACCUGAUUGGCCUGGAUGUGCACGAUGUGGGUGGCUAUUUGCCCACUGAACCAAAGCGGCCUAAUGAGCCGUGGCUGAGCAAGUUGCGCUUCGCCCGUGUCCUCAGGGCUGGCAUGUACGUGACCAUUGAGCCGGGCUGCUACUUCAUCAAGCGACUGAUGGACGGCGCUCUGGCCAAUCCAGAACUAAGUAAAUUCAUCAAUGUGGAUGUCUUCAAUCGUUUCCGCAACUUUGGCGGUGUACGCAUCGAGGAUGAUGUUCUUAUUACCCAGAAUGGCAACGAGAAUUUUGCAAUUGUGCCACGGACCGUUGAGGAAAUCGAGGCAACCAUGAGCUCCGAUUAGCUCAGUGAAGGGUGGAGGGGUAUAUAAUGCACACAGUAUACACUAUCUUUUUAAAAUAAUGUCAUAAUCAAAUUAUGGUUAACCAAUAAAUACAUUUCUUAUGGGA